Molecule: messenger RNA, 4452 nt
Organism: Cydia amplana
Lineage: Eukaryota; Metazoa; Arthropoda; Insecta; Lepidoptera; Tortricidae
Exons: 1
Coding region: 319-4452 (1377 amino acids)
Source: RefSeq, a predicted model, not a curated record
AUUAAUGUAUGCAUGUAUGUGUCAAAUUCAGUCGCAAAUAAAUCUUCAAACAGUCCACACGUCUAUCUCUAAGAAAAAUCCCUACAUACAAAUAUCAACCUUAUUACAAAGAACAUUUGGUCGACAUCGAACCGGAGGAGGAACCAGAUAAGCGAAGUCCAGCCGGCCGGCGAGAACAAUAGAGGACCGCAUUCCUGAGCCUAUAGUUGCUAUCUGCAGUUGCAAGUUAUAAGGAAAUUAUGACAAAUUAAAUAAAGUGAAGAUUAUUAAGUUGUGUUAUCGUGUUGUUUACGUGAAUGAACAAGUAAAUACUGCAAUAUGAGUACUAAUGAACAGUUAAUUCGUGUUUUGGAGGAUACAGCAUUAUUAUUGAAGAAAACUGUAACUAAUUUGAAGAAAUGUCCCAAACAACGUUUAACUAAAGGCUACUUAGAAUCUCGAGCACAGUGUAUCGACGCUUAUUGGAAAACAUUUACAUCGGCGCAUAAACAGCUGGUACAGAAUACUACAAUGCAGGAGCGCGGCGAGAUGCAGUACUUUCUUAAGGAAGAUUAUUACGUCGUGGAGGAGUUAUACCUAUGUUUACAAGGUGAUAUCAAGGACACGCUCGCUGUUGCCGCUCCCACACAUGUUCAAGGAACAAGUUCGCUGGAUAUCACGAUGUUCGAAGCUGUGCAACAACAUGUCAAGUUACCUGCUAUUGUUUUACCUGUGUUUUCUAAUAACUAUGAAGAGUGGCCGACGUUUCACGACUUGUUUACGUCGUUAGUACAUAACAACACGAGUCUUAGUAAGGUUCAGAAACUGCACUAUUUAAAGUCAAGUAUCGCCGGUGAAGCCGCUGCCUUAUUGAAGCAUGUUACGAUUACAGAACAAAAUUAUGAGUUAGCCUGGGAGACUUUAAAGCAAAGGUAUGGUAAUAAGAGGUUAAUUGUGAACUCCCUUUUGAAGAGAUUGUUUAAUCAAAGGAAGACUACUACGCAAACAUCUACUCAAAUAAAACAUCUACUGGACACUACGACGCAAUGUUUGAAUGAUUUACAAAAUCUUCAAGUGAAUAUUAACGAGUGGGAUCCGUUCAUAAUAUACCUGGUAGUGAACCGACUCGACAACGAAACUCAUAAGGAUUGGGAGGAACAUGCCUACAGUUUAAGUGCUGAUCAGUUGCCCAAGUGGACUGAUUUAAAGAAAUAUCUCGAGUCGAAGUUUCGCACGUUAGAACUAGUUAACCCUGUCACGGCUACCGUACCUAAAGAAGCAAAAUCAAUUAAGGAGAAGUCUUACCAUGUAACAACACCAUCGAAAAGCUGUGUUUUAUGUAGGGAUGAACACACUUUAUGUCACUGUCAAGAGUUCACGAAAAUGUCACCUGUGGAGAGAAUUGACUAUGUGAAGAAAACUAAAUUAUGUUUCAACUGUCUUCUUCCUGGACAUUCUGCAUCACGAUGUCGUCUUUCCUUUUCAUGUCGUAUAUGCAAAAAGAGGCAUCACACCAUGAUACACCAAGAGCAGAAUAAGGAGUCAGUGAAAACUCAAGCUCACCACAGUCAGCUUACACACCACGAAGAAGACCCGCAGAACGAUGAAGAAGUAGAAGUGGUGGAAAUUUCGUGUAACUUUGCCUGCAAGAAAUCCAAAGGCCUGCUAGCGACGGCAAUGAUAUCCAUUAGGGACGACGAAGGUCACGUGACUCCCCUUCGUUGUUUAAUUGAUCCAGGGUCAGAGUCAAGCUUUUUAAGCGAACGCGCAGCACAAGCUCUGCGAGUCAAGAGGUCACCUGUGAGAGGAACUGUUACCGGUGUCGGCGACCUCCAGAUCAAGAUCAACAGCGCAGCACAUGUUCAAAUAUUGUCAAAUCAAGAUGACAGUUUCCAGCUAGAUGUCAAGGCUUAUAUAAUGCCCUCAAAGCUCACAUCACAACUACCAUCAAGGAAGAUAAAGUAUGACCCACAAGCCUGGUCACACAUACAAGGACUCACUCUGGCUGAUCCUAAGUUCCACCAGCCAGGGCGAGUAGACAUGCUACUUGGUGUAAAAGUGUAUGCACAAAUACUAGAAGGAAAGGUUAAGAAAGGUCCACCUGGCACUCCAUGCGCUCAAGAAACAAGCCUAGGUUGGAUAAUAUUCGGAGACGUAGAAGGCACAGCAGACACUUUACAAGAAACCAUAGUUGUGAUGCAUCAUCAGGUCGACGUAGACGACAUGUUAAAGGCAUUUUGGGAGAUAGACACUACAGAUACAAAGAAGAGUCUCACGAAAGAAGAAGAAAGGUGUGAAAUGAUUUACAAGGAGACGCAUACAAGAAACGAAGAAGGAAGAUACAUAGUAACGUUACCAUUCAAAAAAGAAGAACCACUAUCUCCAAAAGGACACACAAGAGACAUCGCCAUGCUGAGACUGAAACAACAAGAAAGAAGAUUCGAAAGGGAUCCUAAUCUGAAGAAUGAGUAUGUUAAAGCUAUAGAAGAAUACAUGAAACUAAACUACAUUGAAGAAGUUCCUGAAGAAGAAGUUAACAAGGAAGCAGUAUACCUACCAUAUCACGCUGUGAUUAAAGAAGAAAAGGAAACUACAAAGACUAGAAUAGUCUUUAAUGCUUCUUCUAAAGGCUCCAAUGGCGUAUCCCUGAACGACGAGCUCCUAAUCGGUCCCCAUUUACAGGAAGACAUGCGAAAUCUAGUCAUGAGAUGGCGCAUGCGACGUGUAGCCAUGAUAUCAGACAUAAAGAAGAUGUACUUACAGAUUCUGAUGAGCCCGAAGGAUACCGAUUUCCAGAGGAUACUAUGGCGUAAAAAUACAAGCGAUCCAGUUAAACACUACCGACUGCUUCGCGUGACUUUUGGCACUGCUUCUGCGCCUUAUCUUGCUGUCAAGACGCUCCAACAAGUGGCAGAAGAUGAAGGCAAGGAGUACCCGCUUGCAUCGAAAACCAUAAAAGAAGAUUUUUUCAUGGACGACCUGAUGACCGGGUCAGACACCGUGCAAGAGGCUGUAGAUGUUGCCAAGCAGAUCACUGAAAUAUUGAAGAAGGGAGGGUUUGCACUCCAAAAAUGGGCUUCCAAUAGCACUGACUUCCUAAAAGAAUUUGAACCUUCAGAGAGAAGUACGCAUGUCAAGAUUGAUAUCGAGCUAGGAGGUACAAUCAAGGCCCUGGGACUGUGCUGGAAUAUGGGCGAAGAUAUCUUCCAGUACACUUUGAACUUAGCAGAUCCACCUGAAGUCAUCACGAAACGAAACAUAUUGGCUGACAUUCAGCGACUUUUCGAUCCAUUGGGCUGGAUAUCUCCUGCGUUACUGCCUGCAAAGAGAAUUAUACAGAAACUUUGGCUCUCACAUGUUGGCUGGGACCAUGAAGUAAACGAAGAAAUAAAGGAAGAAUGGCUAAGUCUACGAAAUGGAUUAGAGGAAAUUAAGAAUAUAAAGCUAGAUAGGUGGAUGAAUACGACACAGGACUCGAUGGAAGAUGUCACUAUACACGGCUUCUGCGAUGCUUCUAAUUAUGCCUAUGGCGCCGUGGCUUAUCUUCGCGCUAAAACACAAGAUGGAGAGUACAAGACGACUCUAAUAGCAGCCAAAACAAGAAUAGGACCUGUGAAGCCAAUGAGCGUCCCAAGACUUGAACUGUGCGGAGCUGUUCUACUAUCAAAACUGCUGAAACAAAUAAGCGAAGCAACCCGAAUACCUACCAGUAAGAUGUACGCGUGGACAGACUCUACAAUUGUGUUAUCCUGGCUGCAUGGAGAUCCUGCAAGAUGGCAAACAUUCGUAAGAAAUAGAGUGGUUGCCAUACAAGACAUUAUACCAAACCAAUGGUAUCAUGUUCGAACUACGGAGAACCCUGCUGACAUUUCAUCACGAGGUAUGGCGUUAAGUGAACUGAAGAACUGCGACCUCUGGUGGCAUGGACCGCAGUGGCUGAAACAUAAGAACAUACAAUUAGAACAUCCAAUAAUAGAAGAGACAGACCUGGAAAUGAAAAAAGUAACAAUACAGGUUAACCUAAAUAGAGAUGAAAAUACAGAAGUUUACAAAGCCUUACCUGAGAAGUUUGAAGACUAUGAUACUUUACCUGAUUUACUGAAGUCCAUCGUUUAUGCCAGAAGAUUCUUGACGUACCUAAAAGAGAAAAACACAAACACGGACAAGACAAUAACAACACAAGAAUUAGAGAAGGCACUACUAGUAUGUACAAAGGCUGUGCAAGCAGAAUAUUUCAAUGAAGACAUAGAAAGCUUAAAAACAAGAAAAAGAGUAAGCACUAAGAGCAAAUUAAGAACUUUAAACCCUUACCUUGACGAAAACGACAUCGUCAGGGUGGGCGGUAGAUUGUGCCAUUCUGAGCUAGAUGAAGAACGAAAGCAUCCUAUAAUUUUAUGUAAAUGUCACUUUACGUACCUCAUCAUGCACGACCCGACGCCCACCGAAGAACCUUACAUGGGCGAUAUCAGCUGA